GUUGUGAUGCGCACGUCUAUUCCUUGUCGCACAUUAGAUGGAAGAAAAACACCGAGAAAAUUUGAAAUUAUGACUGUAGUUAGUGAAAAUUCUGACGAAAAUCAACAACAAAUGGAAAAUGGGGAUCGCAGUCAGCAGGUUCUUCCUACUAAACGUGAGAAGAAAAUUUCGACUGUUAGUAGAGUUUCAAAAAAGAGCAUUCAGCAGAAAAUUUAUAAGAAAGGAAAGGUGAAAUUUGACAAAUCCACCAAAUCUUACACCAAAAGUACACCUAGACUUGUAGAACGUAGUGGCAGUUGUAACAUAGUGUCAAGGACUAUCAAUGGAAAACAAACAUCCAUCUUCACGGAUUUUUUCACAACUCUGAUUGAAACUAAAUGGAGACUUGUUCUUCCUGUUUUUGGUAUGAGUGUUAUUAUUUCUUGGAUUGCUUAUGCUGGAAUAUUUUACGGGAUAUCAUCAGCUCAUGGUGAUUUUAGAGAAGACUUAGUUGCUGGUCAUAAAAACUGUAUUGCUAAUGCCCAAGACUUUUUCGCUAUCUUAUUGUUUUCUAUGGAAACCCAAACCACGAUUGGAUACGGUUCAAGGUAUGUAACUGAUGAUUGUCCGGGGACUAUAUUUUUUAUUAUGCUACAGUCAAUAUGGGGUGCAUUAUUACAGGCACUUUUAACAGGAUUAGUAAUCGCAAAAAUUCAGAAACCAUCAAAACGAGGAAAUACUAUUUUAUUUAGUAAAUAUAUUUGUAUUUCUCAGGAACACGAUGGAAAAUACCUGUCUAUUCGAAUAGCCGACCUUCAAAAGUCUAAUAUGAUUGAAACAAGCACCCGUGCUGUUUGUGUAGUGAGUACUCUGACGACGGAUGGCGAUUUUAUAUCACACUUCCGACAUGAUAUGGAGUUUAAACUGGACAAAAAGUACAGUAGGAUACAGCUACAGUGGCCAGUAGUGCUUACACACCGCCUACAACCACAUAGUCCAUUAUACAAUAUGGAUGAAGACGAUUUGAGAAAUUCUGACCUUGAACUCAUUAUUUUAAUGGAUGGUAUAAUAGAAUCAACUGGAAUGACCGUUCAGACAAGGACCUCUUAUAUACCAAGCGAAUUUCAAUGGCAGCAUAAAUUUAAGCCAAUGAUUGCAAAUAUAAAUUCAUCGGGAGUUUGUGAAUUUACUUUGAAACUUUUUCAUGAAACAGAAGAAAUUGUGGAAGAAAUUAGCUAUGAGCCAUAUCAUAAACUAAGAAGAAUAAAUAAAAGUCAGUCUUCGAAAUGUUCCGAUUAUGGAAGGACCGAGUCUGGGUUUAGUGAAGGUAUAGAUACUGAUGUAUCUUCAUGUUGUAGUGAUUUUUCAGUAUUUGAUGCAAAAUAUAUUUGACUAUACAUAUUUCUUGUGACGUUUUCAAAUAAAAAAAGUAAUAAAUCA
Messenger RNA from Mytilus californianus (California mussel), 1419 nucleotides. RefSeq names its product G protein-activated inward rectifier potassium channel 3-like. NCBI's taxonomy places the organism in Eukaryota, Metazoa, Mollusca, Bivalvia, Mytilida, Mytilidae. The record is from RefSeq and is a predicted model, not a curated record. Bases 7 to 1371 code for a protein of 454 amino acids. Gene Ontology annotation, cellular component: plasma membrane. Gene Ontology annotation, biological process: regulation of monoatomic ion transmembrane transport; potassium ion import across plasma membrane. Gene Ontology annotation, molecular function: inward rectifier potassium channel activity. The transcript has a single exon.